AUAAAACCCAGUUAUCGUCCUCAAACACCGGCAACUUCUGUUCGUCUGAAAUGUUUAAAUAACCGUUUCUGCUUUCUCUCUCAAUUAAUUGAGAAUUACAAAAGCGAGAAAAAAGUUCCAUAUUUUCGUGUUCAAUAAUAAGUCAUUCUUGAAUAUCAAGUAAAUAUAAAAACGCAAACCGGUCACGAAGAGGAUGGUGCCAUCUUGGAUAAGCUUCCGUAAGAAAGUCAUGUCUUGUUUUAACAUUGCGGUCAUCUCCUUAUUGAUCAGUAGUCUUCAGCCCGUUGAAGCCAGACUUGCUAUCACGAAUAGCGGUGACCUUGGCUUGUUCCAGAUAUAUGAAGAACAACCAAUCGGAACUGUAGUCAUCACAGUCAUAACGAACGAGCCUGCAGAUUCGUUCGAGUUGACAGACACUGCUGGUUACUUUGGCAUUAACAGCACAACUGGGGAAGUAUUUGUUCUGAAGCGAAUCGACAAAGAAGUUAUAGGAAGUUCUCGGCUCACCGCUUCAGUCACAGCUCGUAAGGAUGGUUUGAUGGCCACUGCCAACCUAAGAUGUGUUGUCAAUGAUAUUAAUGACGUCACUCCAUCUUUUCCAAAAAGAUUCUACAAUGUUUCUAUCAGUGAGAAAUCAUCAAUAGAUAAUGUGGCAUAUACUCUCAAAGCAGAGGACGCAGAUACAGGUAACAACGGCCAACAAUUUGUAGCAUAUGAGAUAACAAGUGGAAAUGAGGAUGGGUCGUUCUCCAUAACACAAUACGGUGGAGAGGUGAAAGUAUCACGUGACCUGGAUUACGAAACCAAGACACAAUACACGCUGAACAUCACAGCACGGGAUAAACCUGGUCUUAGUAACUGGACGAUUCUACAAGUCACUGUUCUUGAUGCAGAUGACUUGCCCGCUAAGUUUACUUCGUUUAUUUACACGGCUGAAGUCAGUGAAGACGCCUCAUUGGGAACAAGUAUUUUACAAGUCGUUGCAUUUGAUCUUGAUAAAGACAUCAACAGUACUGUGACAUAUGGCAUAGAUCAAGUAACUAAUCCUUCAAGAUUAUUCGUUAUAAACAACGUGACAGGUUUGAUAUCACUGAACGGAUCUCUGGACAGAGAAUCUCUUGCUGAAUACAAUAUACGUGUUCUGGCAUAUUCGUCAUAUCCGGUCACAGAUCACGCCACUGUCAACAUAAAAGUGACAGAUGCCAAUGACAACAUACCUGUAUUCACACAAUCAGUGUAUCAAGGCUCCGUGGUGGAGAACUUAGCAGCUGGAGCGAGCGUGUUGAAAGUAGAAGCAACAGACAAGGACCAGGGAAUAAAUGCAGAGCUACGCUACCACAUCAAUCCUGGUAAUGAUGCAAAUAGGUUUUCAAUCAACAGCCAAACAGGCUUCGUAACUACUUCAGCGGAACUUGACAGAGAAGAAAAUAAUUUAUACAACUUGACUAUUAUUGUGGAGGACAUGAAUGGUAAUGGAACGAUAGGCAAUGUGUUUAAUAACACCGCUACUGUGUACGUCUACGUACAGGAUGCCAAUGACAACGCUCCUGUCUUCACGUUUCUAUCGUACAACGUCACCAUAAACGAAUCCAUUGCGGUUGGCGCGAAAGUGAUCCAGGUCGAGGCUAAAGACCMGGAUGUAGAUCAAGAUAUAGUGUAUGCCAUUACUGGUGGUAAUGAGUUGUCAAGGUUUCUGAUUGGUAGAAGAAGUGGCAUCAUUUAUGUUAGAAGUGUUAUUGACAGAGAUCCACCUCGUAAUGAGACAUCAUUUACUCUAGAGGUGAUGGCAAUAGAUGACAAAAAUCAUUUGUUGAACUCUACUACAUCUGUAAAUGUUGCUGUAGAUGACGUCAAUGAUAACCACCCUCACUGCUCGCAAGAUCAAUACAGUGCAAGUGUUUACGAAAACGCAACAGAAGGAACAACAGUGAUGUCUUUGGUAUGCAGUGACGUGGAUACGGGGGAUAACGCUCGCCUUACAUACCAGCUGGUCAGCGGUGCUGAUAAGAAAUUUGACAUUCGUUCUACGUCUGGAAUUGUUCGUACAAUCAAUGCACUAGACUAUGACAAUGGUAACAAGACAUACAAACUAUCGCUAUUGGUGACAGACCAUGGAAACCCACCACUAACAAAAGAAGUUUCACUGAAUAUAGACGUAAUCAACAUCAACGACAAUUUUCCUCUCUUUACGAAGAGACAGUACGACUUUUCUGUACUUGAGGGCGAUUACUCAAGUCUGGCCGUACUUAUCGGGGAAGUCGAAGCUACUGAUGGUGAUACUGAUGCCAAUGGUUGUCUCUGUGGUCAGAUACGAUACAGUAUCGUCAACUCUACAGGUGUUUUCAGCAUUGAUCACGUGACCGGUGUCGUUAGCACUUCAGGUAUCCUGGAUCGCGAGGCCAAGUCUAUUUAUACCUUAGUUGUCAUGGCAACUGAUCGGGAUCCAUGGAAACCCUUGUCAAACUCCACUACUGUCACCAUCCAUGUUGCUGAUCAAAAUGAUAAUUCUCCCAUCUUUGACCAAGUCAACUACACGGCAAAGGUUGGGGAAGACAAGGGGCCUGGGUACCAGGUCAUCAAGAUUUCAUCAAGUGAUAGAGAUAGCGGUCGUAACGCCAACAUAUCGUACAGUAUAGUGAGUGGUAACAUAGGAGGUGUGUUCACCAUCGAUGAGAUGACUGGUCAGCUCUGGACUGCAGGACCAUUGGACUAUGAAACACUCAACAGAUAUGACCUAACUGUGGCUGCUAUUGAUGGGGGUGCAUCACCAAGACAAACUAUAGUCAGUGUGACAAUUGAUGUUAUCGAUGCUAAUGACAACAAACCAGUCUGUAUGAACAACGGGUUGACUGUCAAGAUACGAGAAAACUUGCCUGCAGGACAGAUUGUCACCAAGAUAUCUGUUGUAGACAAAGAUCAUGACAUCAACCAAAMGACACGCUACAGUCUAGUAAGCGAUUCAUUUGAUGUGAAUGACGAGACUGGUGACGUCAACACCACGCGCUCAUUGGACAGAGAGAGCCAAUCAAAUUACACCUUAACAGUCAUGGCCUAUAAUUACAACCAGUCUUCCAUGACAGUCAACUGCACAGUUAUGGUGGUAGUAGAGGAUGAUAACGACAACACUCCUCUGUUCAACAUUUCAAGCCACAGUAUAUCUGUAUCCGAGAGCGCUGCCAUAGGAACCACGUUGCUAAGGGUAACGGCUACUGACCAGGACGAGGCUCAUAACGGUGACAUAAGAUACGUGUUGAUGGGAGACGGGACAAAGUUUGCUGUCAAUGAGACAACAGGAAUCAUAACACUUACUUCAAGUCUAGACCGGGAAACAACCCCUCACUACACCUUUAAUAUAGUGGCAAGAGAUCGAGGUUUACCCCAGUCCCGCUCGUCCAUGGUUCAUGUGUCAAUCAAUGUUACUGAUGUGAAUGACAACACACCGGUAUUUGAUAAGGCGAUCUACUCGGGUAGUGUACCAGAGAAUGUGGUCAAUAAUAGUAUUGUAAUGACGGUAUAUGCUGAAGACAGAGAUGAAGGGCUAAACAGAGAUGUCGAAUAUUCGAUUACUGGAGGAAACGUUGGAAAUACCUUUUCCAUCAAUUCCAGUGGAACAAUCAUGACAGCCACCCCCCUUGAUCGCGAAACAACAGAUCGAUACGAGUUGACGGUAACAGCUAGAGACAGGGGGAAUCCUCAAUUAAAUUCUACUGUUAAAUCUGUAAUAAGGGUGCAAGACGUGAAUGAUAACGCUCCUAACAUAACAAAUGCUCCAACACAGAUUACCAUACAAGAAAAUACACCCACAGGCUCGUUGGUAUACCUUUUGACCGCUGAUGACAAAGACAUGGGGCUCAAUGCUCGAGUGACGUUUACAGGGUACGCAAAGCCUGCUGGGACGUUUGUUAUAAACCCAUCAACAGGAAUGAUUACGACUAUUGGACCACUGGACCGUGAAACUACACAAAGGUACCAGUUCUUUGCCUAUGCAACAGAUCGUGGAAGUCAACCUCUAAAUAGCUCGUCUGUGUCCUUCGACAUCUCCAUUAAUGACAUAAAUGACAAUAACCCGGUGUUCAAUCCCGUAUCUUACACGGUCAAUAUCAGUGAAAAUGUUUCUAUAGCGACUGUGGUACUAAGUGUGAACGCUUCAGAGAAAGACUUGGGUGAAUCAGGAAGGAUUGUGUACAAGAUCGAGGCUGGUGAUCCACAGGGAUACUUUAGGAUCGAUAACAAUACGGGUGUGAUAAGAAGUAGCAAGAGUCUGGAUAGAGAAUCGAUUGCUCGGUUUGAUCUUGUCAUCUCAGCAAAGGAUCAUGGGAGUCCUGCGAGAUUUGGAUACGGUUAUGUAACAAUAUUCAUCGUAGAUACAAACGACUUGCCUCCCGUUUUCGUUAUGAAUCAAUAUUCAUCAAGCAUCAAAGAGAACAUCGUUACUGGCACUCUUGUUACAACGGUUAUAGCAGCUGAUGGAGACAUAGGACCAAACGCAAAGAUUACAUAUUCCAUUCUUAAUGGUGAAGGCAUGUUGGAUUUCAAUAUUACAACUAUAGAAGAGAUGGAUCCAGAAUCUCAGAAGAUGCGUUUCGUUGGUCGAAUAUACAGCUCACGUGACCUGGAUAGAGAAUCACGUGCAUCAUAUAACCUCACGGUUGUUGCUUCAGAUGGAGUGCACAACAGCACCACGCAGGUGAUCAUUACUCUACAGGAUGUGAAUGACAACUCACCGAAAUUUGAUGUGCCUUUGACAGUAAUAAACAUUAGCCUCGCUGAGAAUACUCCAGGUGGCACCAAGAUACUGAACGUAACAGCGCGUGAUACUGACGAGGGCUAUAAUGCAAGAAUAACCUAUUCUGUUGCAGCAGGUGAUGGGUAUUUUUACAUCGACUCCAACACUGGCGUACUGUACACGACUCCACAAACGUUGGACAGAGAAACCAAAGACUUUUACAACUUGACCAUAACAGCAUCCGAUCCAGGAAACAACAAGGCCAGCAUCACAGUAAACGUAAAUAUAUUGGACGUUAAUGACAAUCCUCCACGAUUCAACUUAUCUGAUGUUACUUUUGACGUGGAUGAAGGUUCCGGUGUCAUGAUUGACGUCACAGCAACAGACCAAGACCAAGGAGCCAAUCAGGAGAUAGAGUAUCGUAUAAUAAGCGGUAACGAUGAUGGAAUCUUUCAAAUCGAUAAUAAAACUGGAAAUUUAACGUCUGUUAAGAAUGUUGACCGUGAGAGAACGGGACUGAAACUUGAUAAAAAUGACAAUGGCGUUUAUUCGCUUGUGGUGGAAGCCGUUGACCAUGGCCAGCCUCCACUAUCGUCAAAAACCAAUGUUAUUAUCACAGUAAAAGAUAUCAACGACAACGCUCCAGUUUUCCAAAAGUCAUUGUACAAUUUUGAGAUACCUGAAAAUGCAACUAUUGGAGACAUUCUAGGAUCUAUUAAAGCUGAUGAUAAAGAUGCUGGAACCAAUGGAAAAGUCAUGUACUCCAUCAUAUCAACAGGAAAUUUUAUUCCAUUUGCUCUUACGGCUUCGACUGGAAUGUUGUCAGUCAACAAGUCUCUUGAUCGAGAAGCGGUUUCGUCUUAUGAGUUUACUGUACAGGCGUCAGACACAGGGAGCCCAAGCCUAAAUAGGACAGCGCAGGUAAAAGUCCUGAUCAAAGACAUCAAUGACAACAAACCCAUAUUUGGACAAAAUGCGUAUAACGUGAGCAUACCUGAGAAUACGCCUGGAGGAAGCGAGGUUCUUAAGCUUAAUGCACAAGAUGCUGAUGAAGGUAGUAAAGGACAAGUGGGAUAUGCUAUUCUUGAUGGAAGUCAAGGGCACUUCAUUAUAGAAGAAUGGACUGGCAUCAUCAGAAYUGUUGGUUACCUUGACUACGAAACUAACCAAUCAUACACCAUCAACAUAUCUGCCUCAGAUAGUGGCACACCAUCACUAAGGAAUUAUGUCAUUGUGUUCGUCAAUAUCACAGACAUCAAUGACCACGCCCCUGUGUUCAACCAAUCGCAGUACAGUGUUAAUAUCAGUGAAGACUCACCUGUUAAUGCUAGUGUACUAUUGGUUCAAGCCACGGACCUUGAUCAAGGAACAAACGCAAAGAUUUCCUUCUCGUUGGUGGACGAUUUUGGUGUCUUUUCUAUCCAUCAAGACUCAGGAGAAUUGACAAUCAAGAGACAACUGGAUCGAGAAGAAAAGGAUUUCUUUCAGUUACAAGUGAAGGCAAAAGAUCAUGGCGCCCCUUCACUUUCCUCCACCGCAUUGGUGAAGAUCAUUAUCACAGACGUUAAUGACAACACUCCAACGUUCUCUAAGCCGUCGUUCAACUUCCAAACCAGUGAAGAUGCUAUAAAUGGGGCCAUUCUUGGUUUGGUUACGGCUGUGGAUAGAGAUACUGGUGAUAAUGCUAGACUGAACUACUCGCUCACUGGUGCACGAAAAGAUUUAUUUCAAAUUAAUAGCCAUACCGGGUCCCUUUCAUUGGCUCAUUCAGCAAUAGGACUAGCCAAUCAGAACAUAUCAUUGCUGGUCACGUGUCGUGACUAUGGCAGAAAAUCAUUAUCAUCUGACGUCAAUGUCAGUGUUUUUAUCUCUACCGGAAGUAGAAAGGUUCCUAAGCUGAUUCCACGUCAUCUCAAUGUCAGUAUUUAUGAGAAUGCCUCAAUAGGUAACUCCAUUGUCAAGUUAAAUGGAUCCGACACAGUAAACAGUAACAUAGACUACCUACUCCUGGCAGGGAAUCAUGGGAAGUUUUCUCUCAACUCAACCAAUGGCGUGUUGACUCUGAUUGGGAGUCUGGACCGAGAGACAAAGUCAUCCUACACGUUAUUCGCGAUGGUUCAAGAUCGAGCACUACCUAUUUACUCUGACUAUGGUAGUGUCUUCAUCGACGUUCUGGAUAUCAAUGAUAAUGAGCCAGCUUUUAUUCAGAAAUCAUUCGUGUUGCGCGUGCCUGAAAACACAGCCAAUAGUUCCAAGGUGACCCAGGUCAAAGCUACUGACCCCGAUCAAGGAAUUAAUGGUCAAGUCUUUUACUUCCUACAAGGCGAUUCUUCUACUACAUUCUUCAUCGAUAACAAAACAGGAGACGUGUAUACAAAAACUGCGCUCGACUACGAAACCACUCAAUCGUACAACGUGACUGUCGUAGCAGAAAACACCCUCUCAUCAGUGCGUCUGCGCAGUCUUCUUACCUUUACAAUCAAUGUUGAAGACAUCCUGGACUCUAGGCCUUCCUUUCCACGUGAUUGGCUGCAGACGAGCAUAAAAGAAGAUGCUCCGAUUAGUUCGUUUGUGAUUGACGUCAAUGCCACGCUAAACGAUAAGAUAUCCAGUUUUGUAUUUUAUCGCCUGGUGCAUAACCAGAGCAGUAUCAACUCGCAACACUUUUUGGUGGAGCCGGACUCGGGAAUUAUCAGAUCUCAAACACAACUAGACCGUGAAACAACUAGUAACUACACGCUUGUCGUGGAGGCACGUGAUCUACGAGGAACCAAUGAAUACAGAGCAAUGACACACGUGGUGGUCGAUGUGCUAGAUGUUAAUGAUAAUGAUCCAGUUUUCAAGUUACAAUCGUACACGUUUUCCCCCAAGGAAACGUCAUCAGUCGGUGAUGUGAUUGGACAACUACAAGCACGUGACGCUGACAAAGAUGAGAACGCAGUGACACUUUACGAAAUUUCUGACGGAAAUCAAAAUGGGUACUUUGAAAUGAAUUCCAACGAUGGUAGAAUUGUUAUUGCAAAACUAUUAGAUUUUGAGGCACAGUCGACGUUUACACUUAAAGUAAGAGCAUACGACAAGAAAAAAGCCGUUACGGCUCGACGAAAGCGAGAUGUGUCAUCACCAAGUUAUUCCGAAGCAACAGUAACAGUCAAGGUACAAGACGAGAACGAUAAUCCACCAGUCUUUACUCAGCAAGUCUAUCUCGGAAGUUUUUAUCCUGAAACUUCAGAAAGUGCAGUUCUGGUGACAGUGAAGGCAAUCGAUAAUGACUCGGGAAGUAACAGCAUCGUACGAUACUACACCACAAACGAAUCUCGCCCGGGAGUAUUGUCGCUGAACUCUUUGACAGGUCACGUGAUUCAUAACAAGUCAGUCUUGAAUGACACAACUACAAGUUAUUCUAUCCAUGUGUCUGCAAGAGAUAACAAUGGCAUGUCUCCAUACAACACUGCUAGUAAUCCCGUCAUGGUUAUGGUAUUCUAUUUGACUUCAAACAACGCUGUCACUUUGGCGAUUGGAGUCCCAUUAUCCUUCGUCCGAGCCAAUCGUCAGCAACUGGAAGACCUACUCAGAAACGUAACAGGACAAAGAGUUAUCCUGAAAAGUUUGACACAGUCUCCAGAUGACCCAUUACAAACCAUUGCAAUAGUUCAUCUCGUCAACAGCAGCUCUAUGACAGUCCUCAACAGGGAUCAAGCAACCAAGAUUCUAACUGACAAAUCCGGAGAACUCGAAACACGAUAUCCUGAAUGGAAAAUCAGAGUGAUUACAGUUUAUUCACCUAAUACUUCAGCAAAGCGCAAGACUGGGUACUUUAGCUUCUAUAUGGCAGCAAUCAUGUUGUUUGCCGUUCUGAUUGGAAUUGUGGGAUUGAUUGGGCUCAUUGUUAUAUUCAGAUAUAAACAACGAGAGAAAAAGUAUCAUGAUCCAGAUACUCAAGGGAUUCCCAUGAAUGGGACAGAGACCGAUUUGUAUUCCAUUGACAUCCCAAGAAUAGGCGCCUACAUUGAGUCGCGUGCCGAUCACGUAGGAAAAGCUAAAUACAAUGAUGGGGUGCAAGAUGACAGGUCAAAUCAUCGAAAUUCCACCAAUGAGGAGACUGAUGGUCCAGUGCAAGAAAACCCAAGGAAUGAUGCUCUUACGUCCCUGCCUCCUGUGGAAGAGCCGACCGUCUCUGCACRUGAAAUCCGUGGAUCGUCGAAGAUAGAUAAAACUACAGAACGUCAGAGCUCUUCUCAAGGUAGUCCAGACAACRCAUUGGAUGAUAAUCAAUCAAAUUCAUUGGAAGAAUCAAAAGCUGAAUUCUUUGAGGAAAAUGACUUUCUAAACAAAGCUUACGAUGAAAGUGAAGAUGGGUCACCUAGCGACCAACACAGCCAAGCCGAGACUCGCAAUGUAGUUCCUAGUAUAACAUAUGUGCAAAGAAAUCCAUUYAUGAAAAUAAACCCAAGAGGAUAUUCGCCGGAUGCGAUAAACAGAGAAGAAAACCUGAUGGCUGUAGGACGUGGAUUGAAUGGAAGGUCACCUAGGAGAUCCGACAGCUACUCUCCUGCAGACUAUCAAACCAAGAAUAAUACAAUGCUUUUGAAGAAUGGACAAACAAGUGGUGUGAACUUCCCCGAGAGAAGAAGGUUUAGUAUAUCAGGUGUUUACGAUAUCCAGAAAAGAUGGAAACAGCAAAAGAAGAAGAAGAGAAGGCGUUCGCGUUCCCCGCAUGUUCACUUCGACUUAGAGGACAAUAAACACCCCGAUGAGCUUGAGUGGGAAAGACAAGUGUCCGUUGGAGCCAGAAACAUGCCAACUGGCGCUCUGGGUCUUGAUGACGAAGACUGGAGCGAUGCUGAAAAACCCUUAGAUUUUUCCACAUUCGGGAGAUCGAAAAACGAAAGCAAGACUGAUGAUUCGCCUGAUUCGAGUAUUAGUGGUGGCGAUGAUUGUGAAGUGUGGAAUCUUGAAUCUGCUUACCCGCCGUCUGAUGACGAAAAAACGACGACUUACGUCAUCAACCCUGACCUGAAAAAACUAAACGAAGUACCUCUUGUAACUCAACGGUAAAUUUACUUUGCUGAUGGACAAACUUUUUCUAGAUAGCCUUCUAAAGGGCCCCAAGGGCUUUAAUCCUAUUUUUUUCCCCAUUACGAUUGGACUCAGUAUGCGAUGAAGAAUAUGCGUUCAAGAGGAAAUAUCUCUGCCAGUAAAGCAAGAGUUGGAUUGGAUAGUCUUUUAUGGAGCCCCAUGGCACGUCAGUCUUUUACAGGGCCUCAACUAGGGCAUUUACAGUAAAAGCUUAGUUCAUUAAGAUUUCCCUUAGUAUGCGAUGUGGAAUAGGCGUUCAAGAUGAAAGCUAGUGACAGUAGUAGUUGGAUUGGUUAGUUUUUUACAUGGCCUCUUUUACUGGCCGCUUUAACUGUAAAAGUUUAGUUCAUAUAUAAAGAUUGGCCUAAG
Messenger RNA from Actinia tenebrosa (Australian red waratah sea anemone), 10174 nucleotides. Its product is annotated as protocadherin Fat 4. NCBI's taxonomy places the organism in Eukaryota, Metazoa, Cnidaria, Anthozoa, Actiniaria, Actiniidae. Gene Ontology annotation, biological process: cell migration; multicellular organism development; homophilic cell-cell adhesion. Gene Ontology annotation, molecular function: beta-catenin binding; calcium ion binding; cadherin binding. The record is from RefSeq and is a predicted model, not a curated record. Gene Ontology annotation, cellular component: catenin complex; plasma membrane.